This is a messenger RNA of Corylus avellana, 1075 nucleotides long. RefSeq names its product delta tonoplast integral protein (gene DELTA-TIP). Gene Ontology annotation, molecular function: water channel activity. Gene Ontology annotation, cellular component: membrane. The record is from RefSeq and is a predicted model, not a curated record. NCBI's taxonomy places the organism in Eukaryota, Viridiplantae, Streptophyta, Magnoliopsida, Fagales, Betulaceae. Gene Ontology annotation, biological process: water transport; transmembrane transport.
UACUCAACUAUAUAUAUAGUCUAUAUAUAUAUAUGAUGGGAAUAUAUGAGAGCUAGCUAGAAAGGGCAUUUGUGUUAUCUCAACUCCCAAGCACUACCUACUUAAUUACUUCUCAAUGGCCAGGAUCGCCUUUGGAAGAUUUGAUGAUUCCUUUAGUUUGGGCUCUUUCAAGGCUUAUCUUGCAGAGUUCAUCUCAACCUUGCUCUUUGUUUUUGCUGGUGUUGGCUCCGCCAUAUCUUACAAUAAGUUGACAUCGAAUGCGGCACUUGAUCCAUCGGGGCUAGUAGCCAUUGCAAUAUGCCAUGGUUUUGCUCUGUUUGUUGCAGUCUCUGUGGGUGCCAACAUCUCCGGUGGCCAUGUCAACCCAGCUGUCACCUUCGGAUUGGCUCUUGGUGGCCAAAUCACACUCCUUACUAGCCUCUUCUACUGGAUUGCCCAGCUUCUUGGCUCCAUUGCCGCAUGCUUCCUCCUCAAGGCUGUCACUGGCCUGGCAAUUCCCACUCAUAGCGUGGCGGCAGGAGUGGGAGCCAUUGAAGGAGUGGUGAUGGAGAUAAUCAUCACCUUCGCCUUGGUUUACACGGUGUAUGCAACGGCAGCCGACCCCAAGAAGGGUUCACUUGGCACAAUAGCCCCAAUCGCCAUUGGUUUCAUCGUCGGUGCAAACAUCCUGGCUGCCGGCCCAUUCUCCGGCGGAUCCAUGAACCCGGCACGGUCAUUUGGGCCUGCUGUGGCCAGCGGUGACUUCCAUGACAACUGGAUCUACUGGGUUGGGCCUCUCGUUGGCGGUGGGCUUGCUGGGCUUAUAUAUGCCAAUGUCUUCAUGUUCUCUCACCAUGCACCUCUCCCCAAUGACUUCUGAUCAUUUCCUUCUAAAUCCUUUGUCUUCUCUAUCUCACUCCAUAUGUCUUUCUAUUCUAAUAAAGGGGGAUAAGCAAUUUUUGCUCUUCUUUCCUUUUUCUUUUUUUUUUUUUUAGUUUUUAUUUAUUUUAGGUUGGUCUUGUUUAAUUUGUCCUUGUAAAACCUUUGUUGGGUUCAAAUGUUGCUUUAUGGAAAUGGAUGAACUUGGUUGAUGUUA